AUGUCUUCCUUGAAGUCGCAGCAAUAUUCCAUCUUCUCAAUCCUCAGUCUGCUUUCCCUAAUUAUCCUAGGCUUCUACUUUAAGGAUGACGGCGAGAGUCAACCGCAAAGUUUGGCGCCACUGAGAAUCAGACAAUGGGCUCCUGCCGCCGACAGUAACGUCACCGCGGGUCACCUCUCCUCAAGGGCCGACGACCCUUACACUUGCGGGCCGGACCGGCCCUGUUCUAACGGCGCCUGCUGUGGGCCGUCUGGUAACUGCGGUUAUGCACCAGCCUACUGCGGCACGGGGUGCCUUUCCAAUUGUGACGCCAACGCUCCUUGCGGUCAAUAUGCUAAGGUCCCCGGCACGACAUGUCCGCUCAACGCUUGCUGCAGCGAACACGGCUUCUGCGGCACUACGGAAGAAUUUUGCCAAGCUGGUUGCCAGUCGAAUUGCAUUCUGGAGCCGCAGCCGCCUGCCGGGUCGCCCAAAAAUGCAUCCAUGGAUAUCUUGAUUGGAUACUACGAAUCGUGGAGCUACCGGUCAAAGUGCAACCAGAAGUCGCCAAGCGACUUGCCUCUGUCUGAGCUCACACACCUCAACUAUGCGUUCGCCUUCAUUGACCCAUCCUCUUACGAGUUGACGACCAUGGACAAAGAAACUUCUGAGGAUUUGUGGCAAAUCACUGUCGACGCGAAGAAGUACAACGUCAACCUCAAGGUGUACGUUGCUGUCGGAGGCUGGACGUUCUCUGAUAACGGGACUGUCACCCAGCCGCUACUUGGCGAGAUUGCGAGUACUGAAUCAAACCGCCAAAAUUUCGCCGACGGCGUUGUCAAAUUCCUUAACAAGUACGGAUUCGACGGUCUGGAUAUAGACUGGGAAUACCCAGGGGCUCCUGAUCGAGGUGGCAAGCCCGAAGACACGGCCAACUUUGUCCUGUUGAUGAAGACCCUACGGUUGACAUUUGAUGCCUCGCCGCGAAUGCUGGGCCUUACGUUUACCAUUCCUUCCUCGUUUUGGUAUCUAAGAUGGUUUGACUUGCCCGGUCUCCUGCAAUAUGCUGACUGGACCAACUUGAUGAGCUACGACCUCCACGGCACCUGGGAUCGUAAUAAUCCAAUCGGCGCCAUCGCCCAGGCCCAUACCAACAUCACAGAGAUCAACCUGGCUGUGCAGCUUCUCUGGCGCGUUGGGGUUCGACCUGACCAGGUAGUGAUCGGUUAUGGCUUCUAUGGGCGUUCUUUUGAACUUGCUGACCCCAGCUGCUCAACCCCUGGAUGUGCCUUUAGCGGCGGAGCCAAGGCAGGACCAUGUUCCAAUGAACCUGGAAUCCUGAUGUACUACGAAAUUCAGGCUAUCCUCAACCAGGUUCCAGACCUCAAGCCCGUGUUCGACCGAGAGGCUGCCGUCAAGUAUUUGACCUUUGACGAUAACCAAUGGAUCUCAUACGACGACGAGGAGACAUUCAAAGUCAAGAAGGCAUGGGCUAAUGACAUCGGCUUCGGCGGUAGCAUGAUAUGGGCUGUCGACACCGACGACGACAAGUUCACAGCCAUGACCGGGCUAGUGGGCCACCAGGUGUCUCACGUCAACACAGAAACCGUUUUGGCCCUGGCGCAAACAUCCGCCAACGUGGCUGGCUCUCUGCAGGGAGAAAAUGGGCAGGGAUGCAAGGUUCUCAAGGACUAUUCCUGCAAAGCGACAAGCGACCUGAGGUGCGCCAGCGGCGAGACUCUUGUGGGGUGGGACCGAGACGGCUGCGACGAUGACGAGGGGAAGCCUAUCUGCUGCCCCGGCGACACGGCGCCCAACAAGUGUGUAUGGCGAGGUAGUGGCAACGAUGGUGGCAUCUGGGGCGACUGCAACGGUCAGUGCCAUGCCGGCGAGGCAAGACUGCUGAACUCGCGAUGGGGAGGUGGACCCGAGAAAGAUAGGGAGUCCGACACUUACGUCUGCGCUCGGGGCGAGAAGGUCUUCUGCUGCGAGGCCGGAGACUGGAAGACGGUUAUCGAUGGCUGCCGCUGGACGCAGUGCCUCGACUCGAACGGCUGCACGUCGACUGAGACGGAGGUGGCGACGAAGAAGGGUGCCUGUCCGAUGAGUGCCGAGCUCAAGUACUGCUGCCCCCGUGACACGCCGCUGCACGAUUGUACGUGGCGCGGUAGCGCCCCGGAGUGCGUGGAUUCUAACUGCAAGAUGAAGGAUGAUGACGGGAAGGAAUUGAACGAGGUCCAGGUCGACGCUCACGCCGGCGGCAGCUCCUGGAAUCUCUGCAGCUGGGAGAGGAAGAAGUCCCUGUGCUGCCAGGUCAGCAAGAAACUCCCGCCACCCCUGGUCUGCGACCUCACCACAUGCGACUUUGACCCUGAAUUUUGUGCCACCGACGACGACGGACAGGAUGACUUUGAUGUGAAGCGAAGGCAUUUGACCGCCUUGGAUCAAGGAGACGGCCUCUCCCUUCUCGAAAAGCGAGGCCCGCCAAGGCGGUUCAAAUGGUGGACUGUUAGCGAACAGCUCAUAGAACAGCUGUCCCUUACCUACAUCACAUUGCGGCAAUUGUGGAGGCGCUCGCAAAGCGAAACCACGGGCGUGCCAGACCGGUGGUUCGGCCAGCGCUCAGAGCAGUGUGAUAAUCCGCAGGUCGAACCGCGUGAAAUCGUGGUUGGGGAGGAUCACAGCAUGCCCUCGGAUAUUCAGGUCGAGCAUACACUGCCGGUUCUAAUUAAUAGUCGCUUUCCUGCGGUCGCCAACCAUGGCCGGCAUUGGGAACGCAGUCCCGCUGGCCAUAUCCGUGCCGAUGGCAGACGGGUCGGACAGGUAACGCCAGCGGGCCCGCAGACCAGAAACCCGGGCAUACGAGACGAAUUCUGGCAAAAUAUCUGGAACAACGCCCAGGGCCUGCCCGCCGGCUUGCCUCGCGUGACGCCCAACUCGCCGGAACUAAGACGGCCGGCGGACCGGGUAUAUGAGGCCUUAGGAUCCAGAGACAAUAUCGAACCCUUCACGUUCCUGGAGGCAGCCAUCAACAAGCGGAAAGGCGCAAUCGAGAUGUAUAGACGCCCCAUGGACCCAGUCGUACUAUUGACGCACCUGGCAGACGCGGUCAACGGGAACACGACGUCGGUGCAGAUCUUUAUGGCUCCGAUGCGCGAGACCAGGGGCGUGUUCCAGUACCUCCGAGACGACCAGGUCGUGACGCAGCUGGACGCCACCGUCGCUGCUGUCUACGAGCAGCUCCAGGUCAUCGAGGCCAAUAGCCUGGAAGCGGCGGGACUGUCGGCGCACUGGAGCGAGUUCUACCCAUACUACUUCAGUCAGGUGUCCCUGUUCGCACGCCAAUGGGCCUCGGAACAGAUUUCAGAGAUUCGAAGGCAAUAUAACGCCAAUCCACUCGCAGCAAAUCACGACGAGGUGCUCAAGGAGCUAAAAGAGCUCGAGGACAGCUUGACUGAAUGGAAGUACAAAUUUGAGGACUAG
Messenger RNA from Neoarthrinium moseri, 3462 nucleotides. RefSeq lists its product as uncharacterized. Lineage: Eukaryota; Fungi; Ascomycota; Sordariomycetes; Amphisphaeriales; Apiosporaceae. Gene Ontology annotation, biological process: carbohydrate metabolic process. The coding region runs from base 1 to 3462 and encodes 1153 amino acids. The transcript has 3 exons. Gene Ontology annotation, molecular function: hydrolase activity, hydrolyzing O-glycosyl compounds; chitin binding. The record is from RefSeq and is a predicted model, not a curated record.